UUGUAGUAGGGGAAUAUUAGCUUCAGUUUUGUACAUUAUCGAGCUAUGGGCAUCUAUAUUCCAGCCUAAUUCCCAGUGUUUAAGCAUAUUUAUUUAGGCAUUUCAAGCACGGCUAAGAAGACAAGAAGGAUGAUUAAUACUAUUGCUGGAAAUACGGUCAAGAUUAAGUUUAACAAGAAUCCAUUGAAUUUUUAUGAAAGCACACCAAGCAAAAACACAUCUUCAGAAAAUAGAAGGAGGUCAAUUUUCAACAGCCUUCAAACUCCUCAUUAUAUUACAAGGACUUUAAAAUAGUGGAGAGAACCAUAAGCGGUGUUACUCCACUGACUACAAACUUAAGAGGCGAAGAGGAAAACCCUCAGAUACGAGCGAAACUAGGAAGUUACUAACCAGAGGUCUAAACAUGGACAGAGAUGGUGGCAUCUCACACACAGCUCAUAAGCGGUGUUAUAUUAGAAACCUCAACAGCUACUGUGUGAAUUACUCGAUUAAUAGAGACUUGUUCGAUAUGAGAGAAUCUCAAGGGAAAGAGAAAGAUCCGAAGAAGUUCAAGCUGUACAGUGACUUGGUCAUCAAGGACAUGCAGAGUAAGAUCAGCCAACUUGAGCAAGAGAACCAAUUCUUGAAGCAGAAAGUUCAGAUAUAUGAACAGAGGGAAACCCAGUAUGAGAAACAACUUGGGAUGUACAGAAAGAUAGCUCCUUCACUUCAGAAUUCAAGAGAUGGGAGAUCACCAGAGAGGGUCAAGACAGUAGAGCAACGCAUUAGGUCUUCAUUAUCAUGCCACAAGCUUUCUAAGGCUAAUAUGACUAAUAAGAGUUCGAACCGGUCUGGGCAGGGCAAGCCAAAGAUUACUCUCAGGAAUGACAUGAAGCCUUCUAGAGUCACUAUUUAUGAUAUGAAGCAUACUGAAGCAGCUGAAGAGAGCUCCAGAAAGAUGUUCUCCGGCCUUAGUACUCUUAACUCAAACCAGUUGGCCAAGAUUGAGAAGUUUGCCAAGAGUAUUAUGAAGGUCCAAACUGUUUUCGAAGUUAUUCAUGAAACUCUUCAGGAAAUUUCGAAUUUUUUUGAUACAAAAGCAGCUGAUUUUUACAUCUUGGACCAAGCUUUUGAUAGGUCAAUUGAGAGAACGCCGAAAAACUCGGAAUAUUUCAGCUAUGCAUCUAUUGACAGACAGGUAUAUCAAAGCAUUGGUCUGAGCGGUGGGAAGCCAAAUGAUCCUCUGAUUACUAACAUAAAUUCACUAUCUAACGGAGUUGUGACUCAGAAUAAGAUGAUAUACCCUAUUUUGGAUUCAAAUGGGGCUAUUCAAGGUUGAUACCAAAUCAGUCUCAGUGAGAAAACAGCUCAUUUGAGAGAAUCACGCACUGACUUUGCGACCUUGAAGGUUCUCGUCAUGAUCUCCCAUUGAGCUAUUCUAAACAUCCAGAGCAUGAAUGAAUCUGCAAUGUGAAAGAAUGACCUAGUCAACUUGAUGAAGUUCUCAUCAGAGAUUUGUGCAGCAAGAAAUUUAAAGAUUUUUAGUUACAAAAUUCAUGAGAUAUUACCAAAAUUUCUUGGAUUUGAGUCAGCUUCAUUGCUGCUUGUCAAUAACAAGUCCUCUGAAGAGGAGGAUGGUCAAGAAUACGAAUUAUACCAUAUCCCUUAUAACCCAGAGGACACAUCAUCAAUCUUGACAGGAAGUGUAUUACGAUUCCCUUGCACAAUGGGUAUCACUGGAAGAGUGUAUACCUCACAAACUCCAUAUUUCACAAAUUAUAUCGUUAGCGGCAAGUCUCCAGACCCAGUAGCUGAAAAUCCAACUCGAGAGGAUAGCUCAGAUGUUCAAGAUUCGUACCUGUAUGAGGGCGAUAUUGAUAAUGUGAGUAACAUCAAAGACCUCUCAAAUUUAUUAAUAAUGCCUCUUUUAAAGCCAUCUUUCGAGUCAAAGAAGCCUUGAACCCCUGAAGUAAUCGGGGUGAUACAGCUCCAUAACAAAAGGAAUGGAGGGAAGGCUCAUCAGUUUGCCACAAACAAGGAGGCUAGCACUCCUUUUGCUUAUCCUCAGAAAGCUAGUGGGUUGGCUCCGACAUCUUCUCUGAGCAAAGCUGAAGUUGAUGUUUGUGAUCUUGAGAAGUUAGAAAGUAUCGGCCCAUUACUGGCCAUGUGCCUUAUUAAUAUUUUUGAUAUUGGGAAAUCAGUCAAUAUCGCCGCAGGUGUGAAAGAAGGAAUUGCGAAAAUCGAAAAUCUAGCGAAAGAUGAGGUUUUUGGAGAGAUAUAAGAAUUUUUG
This is a messenger RNA of Moneuplotes crassus, 2269 nucleotides long. The record is from the annotation of a GenBank genome assembly. Lineage: Eukaryota; Ciliophora; Spirotrichea; Euplotida; Euplotidae.